ACAAGGCGUAGAGCUCACUUCUCAACGUUCAUUUGUUGACGAGGUUUGCCACAUGCCAAUCUUGGUGAAGUCAUCCAUUCCUGGGCCUCGAUUUUCAUCUUCUUUUUCGCCUCCCCCUGAAGUCGUGCCUGGACGUUGCGAAUUAUCGAUUGCUCGAAUUGUGCGAUUGAUCAGCAAGGGCAUGAAGAGGCAAAUUGCAAAGGGACGGUUUUAGUCAAUCGUGUCUGAUCACUGUGUUUUGGGCUUUUAAGUUUCGCGACCUGAUGAUUUUCAUGAGACCCUGGACACCGCGGGCGCCGUCACGAGGGCUUCUUCACUGCCCCUCGGCACCGACGCCGAACAUGAUGACAGUAUCCGUAUAUGGAAUGGAUGUGACUCUGGGUUUUUUACAAUUUACCUUGUACCUUCUGGAAGCUCAGCCUCGUUCGUUUAUUAGGCAAUCCCUCGGACCAUUAUCAGUAGUCAACCCUGCCUAUAUCCCGCCAAGACCCCAACACGAAGUGACUCAUUUCCAGUGCCAUGAUUUUGUCAUCAGUAGAAAAAGGAAGAAAAAUCGCGGCUGUGAAUGUCAGGGAUCAGGGACCGUUGAGACUAGCACAGCCAAAAAAGUCUCGCUUAUUAGUGCACAACUUGACGAUGAUGAUGUGAAUUUCCCCAGUUCCCAUGGCCCGGGCUUCGAUGAGGCCGCUCGCCAACAAAUCUCAUCGUCUCCAGUAAUAUUUCACGUCAGAAUUGUAAUAAUUGUGGAAAUCCAUGAGGCUGAAAAUGCAGUGUUGAAGGGCAAUGCUCGGUCCACAAUCUGGACCCAAAAUGUAAAGUGGAUGCUGUUUAGGCUGGGUAUCAAAAUUUCACAGGGCAAAGUGAGACAUGCACGAUAAUCAAGGCUGCAGGAUAUGGAGACGGCAAAGUGUAGUAUUCUGCCUCAUGAAGAGACUCCUAUGUAGAUUGUUCGGUAGAGUAAGAAGAGAAUGCCGCCCAUUGAGAGGGAGAGUAAUAGUAGAGUAAUAUGUAGUAGAAAAAUCCAUGAGAGAUGUGUAUCCAACACAAUAUCCAAGCCGUAAGUCCCAUAAUCGCAUACAUCCUAAUCCCAUAACCCAAAAAAUGAUUGCUUUUGUCGCUUUCCCA
This is a messenger RNA of Fusarium redolens, 1125 nucleotides long. RefSeq lists its product as uncharacterized. NCBI's taxonomy places the organism in Eukaryota, Fungi, Ascomycota, Sordariomycetes, Hypocreales, Nectriaceae. The transcript has a single exon. The coding region runs from base 264 to 878 and encodes 204 amino acids. The record is from RefSeq and is a predicted model, not a curated record.